AUGGAGGAAAAGGAAACCUACACGGCAUCCCGUGGGAUGCUUGAGAGUAGGGACGACACUGAUAGUACAGCUACCGUCCUCAACGAUGACCCCACCAUGCCUCCUCGCGACCCCAACAUUAGCCGCGCCGAUAACUGGUCCUUGAUGCCCCAAGUCAAGCAACAGCACGAACGUGAUAUGCAAUCCGGGCUCAAGCCUCGUCAACUCGGUGUCACUUGGAAGGACUUGACGGUCGAAGUCGUCAGUGCCGAAGCCGCCGUCAACGAGAAUUUCCUAUCGCAGUUCAACAUUCCCCAACAUAUCAAGGAGUCUCGCAACAAGCCGCCUCUACGCCAGAUUCUCCAAAAGAGUCAUGGGUGCGUCAAGCCCGGUGAGAUGCUUCUGGUUCUGGGCCGCCCUGGUUCCGGCUGCACCACCCUUCUUAAGAUGCUCGCCAAUCGCCGCCUCGGUUACAACUCGAUAGAGGGUGAAGUCCGCUACGGCUCACUGACUGCCAAGGAGGCUGGAAAUUACCGUGGUCAGAUCGUCAUCAACACCGAGGAAGAAGUCUUCUUCCCGACCCUGACGGUUGGCCAAACGAUGGACUUUGCGACCCGUCUCAAGGUGCCCUUUACCUUGCCGAAUGGAGUUGAGUCGGCAGAGGCCUAUCGCCAGGAGGCCAAGGAAUUCCUGCUGAAAUCCAUGGGCAUCACCCACACAAACGACACUAAGGUUGGCAACGAAUACGUUCGAGGUGUUUCCGGUGGUGAACGCAAGCGUGUUUCCAUCAUCGAAUGUCUUGCUACUCGCGGUUCGGUGUUUUGUUGGGAUAACAGCACCCGUGGUCUGGACGCCAGUACCGCUCUCGAGUGGACCAAGGCCAUUCGCGCUAUGACAGACGUGCUUGGUCUCUCUACCAUCGUCACUCUCUACCAGGCUGGAAAUGGUAUCUAUGACCUUUUCGACAAAGUACUUGUUCUUGACGAGGGUAAAGAAAUCUACUACGGUCCUAUGGAACAAGCGCGCCCAUUCAUGGAGGAUCUUGGCUUCGUUUGUCGCGAAGGUUCGAACGUGGCUGAUUACUUGACUGGUAUCACCGUUCCUACCGAACGCAAGAUCCGACCCGGCUAUGAGAACCGCUUCCCUCGCAAUGCCGAGAUGGUUCUUGCCGAGUACGAGAAGUCGCCAAUCUAUGCUCAGAUGAAUACUGAGUACAAUUACCCCGACACCGAUAUCGCUCGCGAGCGUACCGAGGACUUCAAGAUCUCCGUCGCCCAGGAGAAGAGCAAGAAGCUACCCAAGUCUAGCCCCAUGACAGUUGAUUUUGUUACUCAAGUGAAGACUUGUAUCGCGCGGCAGUAUCAGAUUCUGUGGGGUGACAAGGCCACCUUUAUCAUCAAGCAGGUCUCUACCUUGAUUCAAGCCCUUGUUGCUGGAUCACUAUUCUAUAAUGCUCCUAACAACUCUGGUGGUCUCUUCGUCAAGUCAGGUGCCCUAUUCUUCUCGCUCCUCUACAACAGUCUGCUUGCCAUGGCAGAAGUCACCGACUCCUUCAAUGGUCGCCCUGUUUUGGUGAAGCACAAAGGCUUCGCAUACUUCCACCCGGCUGCAUUUUGCAUUGCUCAAAUCACAGCCGAUAUUCCUGUUCUUUUGUUCCAGAUCUCGGUCUUCUCUCUCGUUGUGUACUUUAUGGUCGGUCUCACCAUGUCGGCUAGUGCAUUCUUCACAUACUGGAUCCUGGUUUUCGCUGCCACCAUGACGAUGACUGCAUUGUUCCGUGCUUGCGGAGCCGUCUUCAGUACUUUCGAUGGUGCUUCUAAGGUCUCCGGCUUCCUUAUCUCAGCAUUGAUCAUGUACACCGGUUACAUGAUCAAGAAGCCCCAGAUGCACCCUUGGUUUGGCUGGAUCUACUGGAUCAACCCUCUGGCUUACGGAUUUGACGCACUCCUCUCAAACGAGUUCCAUGGCAAAACCAUUCCAUGUGUAGGCACCAACCUGGUCCCCAGUGGCGCUGGCUACGAUGGCAGUGGUCAUCAGUCUUGCGCGGGUGUUGGUGGUGCCGUGCCCGGGCAGACCUAUGUUACCGGUGAUGCGUAUCUCGCUUCUAUGUCGUACAGCCACAGCCACGUAUGGCGAAACUUCGGUAUUCUCUGGGCUUGGUGGGCUCUGUUUGCAGUGGCCACCAUUGUCGCCACCACCAAGUGGAAGGCCCCCGGUGAGAGUGGUGCUUCUCUCCUGAUUCCUCGGGAAAGGCUCCAUGAUCAUCACCAAGUCGCACGCAACGACGAGGAAGCACAGGCCAUGGAGAAGGGCAAAGCACCCAGCGACGAAGGGUCUCAAAGUGAAGAGGAUAUCGACAAGCAACUGGUGCGAAACACCUCGGUGUUCACCUGGAAGGAUUUGAAGUACACAGUCAAGACACCAUCUGGUGACCGGGUUCUGCUCGACAACGUUUACGGUUGGGUGAAGCCCGGCAUGCUGGGUGCUCUUAUGGGUUCCUCUGGUGCUGGUAAGACUACACUUCUUGAUGUGUUGGCUCAACGUAAAACCGAGGGUACCAUCCAGGGUUCAAUUAUGGUUGAUGGACGCCCAUUGCCUGUAUCUUUCCAACGCUCUGCCGGUUAUUGUGAACAACUUGAUGUCCAUGAACCAUUUGCCACUGUCCGUGAGGCAUUGGAGUUCUCAGCUUUGCUCCGUCAGCCCCGUGAAGUGCCGCCCGAGGAGAAGCUGAGAUACGUUACUACUAUCAUUGAACUCCUUGAGCUACACGAUAUCGCCGAUACAUUGAUCGGCCGUGUCGGCGCUGGUUUAAGUGUGGAACAACGCAAGCGUGUCACUAUUGGUGUCGAACUUGUCUCAAAGCCUAGCAUUCUGAUUUUCCUUGACGAACCUACUUCUGGUUUGGAUGGUCAGUCAGCUUACAAUACUGUUCGUUUCCUGCGGAAGCUUGCCGACGUCGGCCAGGCUGUUUUGGUGACCAUUCACCAGCCCUCUGCCCAAUUGUUCGCUGAAUUUGAUACACUAUUGCUUUUGGCCAAGGGUGGAAAGAUGGUCUACUUUGGUGAUAUUGGUGACAACGGUCAGACUGUCAAGAGCUAUUUCGCUCGCUAUGGUGCCCCGUGCCCGCCUGAAACCAACCCCGCUGAGCAUAUGAUUGACGUCGUGUCGGGAGCCUUGUCUCAGGGUCGCGAUUGGAACCAGGUCUGGCGAGAAUCCCCUGAACACUCAAAGGCCGUCUCCGAGCUUGAUGCUAUUGUUAGUGAUGCCGCCUCGAAGCCUCCGGGUACCGUUGAUGAUGGCCACGAAUUUGCUAUGCCUCUUUGGAAGCAAAUCUUGAUUGUCACCAAGCGGUCUUGUGUUGCUGUCUACCGUAAUACGGACUAUGUCAACAACAAGCUUGCGCUCCACGUUGGUUCGGCUUUGUUCAACGGUUUCUCGUUCUGGAUGAUCAACGAUCACGUUGGGGCCGUACAGCUCCGACUGUUCACAAUCUUUAACUUCAUCUUCGUUGCUCCCGGUGUUAUUAAUCAACUGCAGCCUCUGUUCCUCGAACGCCGUGAUAUAUACGACGCAAGAGAGAAGAAGUCCAAGAUGUACUCAUGGGUUGCAUUCGUGACGGGUUUGAUCAUUUCGGAAAUCCCGUAUCUCUGUAUUUGUGCAGUGUUGUACUUCGUCUGCUGGUACUACACUGUGGGCUUCCCCUCUGAUUCCAACAAAUCCGGGGCUGUUUUCUUCGUUAUGUUGAUGUACGAGUUUGUCUACACCGGUAUCGGGCAGUUCAUUUCUGCCUAUGCUCCGAACGCCAUCUUUGCUUCGUUGAUCAACCCUCUUAUUAUCGGUACUCUCGCAUCUUUCUGUGGUGUGUUGGUGCCGUACGCGCAAAUCCAGGAAUUCUGGCGCUACUGGAUCUACUGGAUGAAUCCUUUCAACUAUUUGAUGGGCAGUCUGUUGGUGUUCACAACCUGGGACGCCCCUGUCAAAUGCAAGGAAUCCGAAUUCGCGCUGUUCGACCCUCCGAACGGCACAACCUGCAAGGAAUAUCUCGCCGAUUUUAUGCAGGGUAUGGGCGCCCGCAUGAACCUGGUUGAUCCCGACGCCACGUCCGGCUGCCGGGUGUGCGAGUACACCAAGGGCAGCGACUACCUUGUCACCAUCAACCUCAAGCACUACUACUACGGCUGGCGCGAUGCCGCUAUCGUGGCGCUGUUCGCCAUCAGUUCGUAUGCUUUGGUGUAUGCCCUGAUGAAGCUGAGGACCAAGGCCUCCAAGACGGCCGAGUAA
Molecule: messenger RNA, 4260 nt
Organism: Aspergillus aculeatus ATCC 16872
Lineage: Eukaryota; Fungi; Ascomycota; Eurotiomycetes; Eurotiales; Aspergillaceae
Product: putative ABC multidrug transporter
Exons: 2
Coding region: 1-4260 (1419 amino acids)
Biological process (GO): transmembrane transport
Cellular component (GO): membrane
Molecular function (GO): ATP hydrolysis activity; ABC-type transporter activity; ATP binding
Source: RefSeq, a predicted model, not a curated record